This is a messenger RNA of Hevea brasiliensis (rubber tree), 2437 nucleotides long. RefSeq names its product AP-5 complex subunit mu. The transcript is spliced from 8 exons. Gene Ontology annotation, biological process: endosomal transport. Gene Ontology annotation, cellular component: cytosol; AP-type membrane coat adaptor complex; lysosome. The record is from RefSeq and is a predicted model, not a curated record. Lineage: Eukaryota; Viridiplantae; Streptophyta; Magnoliopsida; Malpighiales; Euphorbiaceae. The coding region runs from base 93 to 1979 and encodes 628 amino acids.
CUUGUCAUCAUCCAUAUGUGCUUCAGGCGUCCCCAUUAUUUUAGUUCUUCCCUCUUCAUAGUUUCCAAACAGAAUCGAAUAAUAAAGCUCACAUGCCUGGCGGUUGCAGCAUCAGAGCUCUGUGGAUCCUUAACAAUCUCGACGGCGUCGUUUUCUCCAGGAGGUUUCCGGUGGUGGAGAAGCAGUGGCGGGCUGCUUGCAAGACCGAAAACGAGAGCUCAAAUGAGGAUCCGGUUAGGUACACUGUUCCACCAUUUCUUCCAAAUGAUUCAGAGAUAGCUGCUGCAUUUGUGGAGAGGAAGAAAAGUGAGGGUUCAACACGUGGGUAUGGCAUAAGGGUGACUCAUUCAGAUAAAAGGUCGGACUCCUGGGUUGAUGACCCUAUUACGCGUCACAUUAUAAGCCUUCGCAUAGGUGCAGAGGAGGAAGGAGAGAGUUAUCUAUUAUGGCCUUUAGUUUUGCAUGUAAGGGGCCCUUAUUGCAUCCUUGCUUUGCCGUUGAUUGAGCCAAGGCAUUUAAAAGUAUAUUCAAGAUUAUGCAGAAGAUCUGAUUGUGGAAAUGCUGCUGGAGUGGAUGAAAGCAUAUCUUCUCUCCUGCUUGAUCUUCCUUCCAUCACAGGGGCAUUCAUGGUGGCACUUGCUAUUGGUGAUAUAAUUAUUGGUGAUAUGGUGGAUCCAGAGGUGGUUGUAAGUGUGUCACCAUCUGUGGGAGGACUAUUGGAUUCCUUAACUGGAAGCAUAGGGAUAUCAGGUAUCUCUUCUAGGGCAAAACCUGUUGCAGCACCAGUUGCAUCUGCUACGCCAUCCAGCACUGCCGCAAUUGGAGCUGUUGCAUCAGAUGCUCCAAAAAUUGGUUCAAGGCCUUUGGAUAAAGAUGCACUUCGAAAUUUCAUAAGUGGUGCAAUGCCCUUCGGUACUCCCCUGGACCUCAACUACUCCAACAUUUUCACUGUCAAGGUUAACGGGUUUUCUUCAUCAGAUCUGCCCCCAUCAGACCUAAAACAACCAGCAUGGAAACCAUAUCUUUACAAAGGAAAGCAAAGAAUACUGUUCACCGUUCAUGAGAUUGUUCACGCUGCCAUGUAUGAUAGAGAUGACAUUUCAGACACCAUAUCCAUCGCAGGCCAAAUAAACUGUCGAGCAGAAUUGGAAGGCUUGCCUGAUGUAUCACUCCCUUUGACCGGGUUGAACAAGGCUCAUGUUGAAGUCUUAUCUUUCCAUCCUUGUGCUCAAGUUCCAGAACAAGGUGUGGAUAAGCAGGCCAUGAUGUUUUCACCGCCAUUGGGCAAUUUUGUUUUGGUGCGUUACCAGGCAAAUUGUGCCUUUGGUCCUCCUAUAAUGGGAUUUUACCAGUUGUCAAUGGUCUCUGAGGACGAAGGUGCAUUUCUAUUCAAGUUGCAAAUAAUGGAAGGUUAUAAGGCUCCUUUGACAAUGGAAUUCUGUAAUGUAACUAUGCCUUUUCCAAGAAGAAGAAUUGUGUCUUUUGAUGGGACUCCUUCCGUUGGAACUGUUUCAACAACAGAGCACAUAGUUGAAUGGAAAAUUAUUCCAAGUGGUAGGAGCCUCACUGGUAAAAGUAUUGAAGCAACUUUCCCUGGAACAGUUCGAUUUGCGCCAUGGCAAAUUCAAAGAGCGCCUUCCUCGAAGUCUGGUUCUGAUAACAGGAGUGACGGAGAUAGUGAUGUUGAGACUGAGAGCGCAAACAAUAUGGUAAAUGUGGAGGAAUUCUUAAUGGAGAAAAUGAGUAAGGACCUUCCUCCAGUUGAUCUAGAGGAGCCAUUUUGCUGGCAAGCAUAUAACUAUGCCAAAGUAUCUUUCAAGAUAACUGGGGCUUCAUUAUCUGGAAUGUCCAUUGAUGCUAAAUCUGUGAGCAUCUACCCAGCUGUUAAAGCACCUGUGGAGUUGUCAACUCAGGUUACUUCUGGGGAUUAUAUACUGUGGAAUACUUUGGGGAAGUGUCCAUCUGCAGCAACAGCUUAAGCACAUGGAUUUUAUUGCAAUGAAAUAAUGCAAGAAUCAUAUUAUCUCACAAAACAGAUGCUUGCUGUUACCCUGCGGACAUGCUUUGAAAUUCUAUACUCGCCGGGUGCCUGGUAAUUAUUUUGCCAUGGGCAGGCUUUUGACAGCGGCAUACUCCUUGAUGCUCAUCAUAUAGUCUGUGGACCCUAUUUUAGAACAGAGGAAUGGGAAAUGAGGGUAAUGUGAGAUUUUGGGUGGGCUGGCUAUAUAAAGAAAAUUUUGUCGAUGUUGUAAGUUUCCAAAAUGGUACAUUUUGUGUUUGAAUUGAGCCAUCACUUCUUUUCUACUGAAUUUCCUGGGAGAAUGGGGCACAGCCUAGCUCAAGUAGCCAAUUGCUUCCAUCUUUGAUUCUCCUCAUGUUUGUCUGUAUUCUGUAAUAUAAUGAUUGGUUGGUAAUUUGUAAUUGCUUUUUAUCAUUA